AUGGACAGAACGGUGACGUAUCAAUCGGUCUGCAGCGGGGACGGGAACACGGAAGCGCUGAAAGUACGAUUUGAUACCACUAAAGUGACGAUAGAGGAACUGUUGGACGUGUUUUUUGCCUCGCACGAUGCCACGCGGCGAACGGCUUCGGCGCAGUACGAAAGCGCCGUCUGGCCGCAAAGCGAAGCGCAAUACGAAAAGGUGCGGGCGUACGUCGAGGCGAUGAACGAAAACGCGAUGAUGAAGCAGAGACGACCAAUUGCGACAAAGAUACGAAAUCCGAGUAAAACUCGAUUCGCAAUUGCGGAGAGGUACCAUCAAAACUACAACAAGAAGAACGCGUAUCGUCUUUCGGCGGCGUUUGGCGUGUUUUUAUUGAACUUGCAAGCUCCGGACUCGUUCUUCUUGCAAGAGCAGUUGAAAGUUCUCCUCGGCGCGGGAGUGGUUUUAUCCUCGUUGGAACAAAUGUUACCGUUUUACGAUCGAGUGUUGGACGAGUUAGAAGGGAACGUAAACAACAACGGGAGUAGUUCCAAGGACGCCGACGAGUAA
Bathycoccus prasinos is the source of this 552-nucleotide messenger RNA. Its product is annotated as peptide methionine sulfoxide reductase. NCBI's taxonomy places the organism in Eukaryota, Viridiplantae, Chlorophyta, Mamiellophyceae, Mamiellales, Bathycoccaceae. The coding region runs from base 1 to 552 and encodes 183 amino acids. The transcript has a single exon. Gene Ontology annotation, molecular function: peptide-methionine (S)-S-oxide reductase activity. Gene Ontology annotation, cellular component: cytoplasm. Gene Ontology annotation, biological process: cellular response to oxidative stress. The record is from RefSeq and is a predicted model, not a curated record.